GGCUACAUACUCUUGGAUUUAAAGAUAUGGUGACAACAAAAUGGAAAGAAUUUAAAGUUCAGGGAUGGGGUGGUUUCAUUGUUAAGGAGAAAUUGAAGAUGAUGAAGAAUUUUCUUCAGGUGUGGUCAAAGUCUUCUCUACAGGAAGUGGAUAGAAAAAUUGAGGUGGCCAGAAAGGAGAUUAACAGAAUCGAUGGAAAAGGAGAAACUUGUAGCUUGAGUGAUGAUGAUCUUAUGUCCAGGAGCAAUCAUUAUGCUAAGUUGUUAAAGAAUAUACAGCUGAAAGAAGAGAUGGCCCAACAGAAAGCGUGGAGAAAUUGGCUAAAAACAAGAGACGCAAAUACCAGUUAUUUCCACAAGUUCAUCAAGGGGAGGUGGCACAAGAAUGAAAUUAAUAUAAUAUCCAUAGAAGGCAGAGAGUUGAAGCAAGUGGAUGAGAUAAAACAGGGCAUAAUGCAGUACUUCAAGAACUUAUUUACAGAUGAAGGAUGGUUAAGACUAACUCUACAAGGGAUAAAUAUCAGAACUAUCUCGGCCGCUGAUAGAAGCAUGCUCACCCAACCUUUCACUGAAGAAGAAGUUAAAGCAGCGGUUUGGAACUGCGACAGCACCAAAGCGCCAGCUCCAGAUGGCUUUAAUUUUGGAUUCUUAAAGACAGAAUGGGAGGUGAUUAAAGAAGAUGUCAUGGAGUUUCUUAUGGAUUUUAACAAAAAUGGAAGACUGGUAAGGGGUUCUAAUGCCUCUUUUAUUGUUUUGAUACCAAAAAAAGAGAACCCCCAAGGCAUUGAGGAGUAUAGGCCCAUCUCCCUAAUAGGCUGCAUAUACAAAAUUCUUUCUAAAUUACUAGCAAAUAUAGUCAACAGGAUAUUGGAAGGAAUCAUAGGAGAAAACCAAUUUGCAUUCAUAGAGGGUAGACAAUUGGUUGAUGGAGUGGUUGUGGUGAAUGAAACAAUUGAUGGGGUGAGGAAAAAGAAGUCCCAAUGCUUUGUUUUCAAAAUCGACUUCGAAAAGGCAUAUGAUAAGCUGAGUUGGCACUUUCUGGAUUACAUGAUAGAGAAAAUGGGCUUUGAUGUAGUGUGGAGAGGGUGGAUAUCUGAAUGGGAUCCACUAUCGCCAUUUCUAUUCUUAAUAGUGGCUGAGGCCUUAAAUGGAUUAACUACAGAAGUUGUAUCAAAAGGAUUCCUGCAGGGAGUAAAAAUUGGAGAAGGGGAAUUACAAGUUAGUCACCUACAGUUUGCAGAUGAUACGAUAUUCAUGGGUGAGGCAGCUGAAAAGAACAUCUGGACAGUUAAAUGCAUCAUGAGGGCAUUUGAAUUAGUAUCUAGCCUGAAAGUAAAUUACAAGAAGAGUUCUCUAAUUGGAGUCAAUACUAAUGAAGAAUGGAUCAAUAGAAUGGCAUGGAUGCUAAAUUGUAAAAUGGAUUCCCUUCCCUACAAAUACUUGGGAAUGCCAAUGGGUGCAAAUCCAAGGAGAGUAGAUACAUGGAAACCCCUGAUUGAGACAUUUAGAAGAAAGCUCUCAGUAUGGAAAGGAAGGUUCUUAUCUCUUGGAGGAAGGAUUACCCUCAUCAACUCUGUGCUGUCAAGUCUUCCGAUGUUCUUGAUGUCGGUCUAUCUACUCCCAAAAAAGGUAAUCCAUGAAAUUGAUAAAAUUAGAAGAAAUUUCUUAUGGGGAGGUGUAGAGGAUAAUAGAAAGAUUACAUGGGUAUCUUGGGAUAGGGUAUGCUACAAUAAAAAAGAGGGAGGAUUAGGGGUAAAAAAUUUGAGAUGUUUUAACAUGUUCUUACUUGGUAAAUGGUGGGCAAGAUUGAUAGAGGGUGAGAAGGGUUUGUGGGCUAAGGUAUUAAAAGAAAAAUAUGGAGGUGAUGCAGGGAAUUGGGUAUCAUGGCUGAGGGAAGGUAAGGGCGUAGGCGCACCUUGGUGGAAGGAUAUAUGCAAGAUAAAUGUAGGCUCAGGGAAUAUGGAAGAAUGGUUAGCUCCGAACUUUAAACUAAACUUGGAUAAAAGUUGCAGUAUCCGAGAUAUGGCCUUAUGGACAAAUGGAGGUUGGUCGUGGAAUUUUCAAUGGAAAAGACCACUGCGUGCGUGGGAAGAUGACAAAAUGCAGCAAAUGCUUGAGGACAUAAAUCACAUUAAGCUGAUGCAAGAUGCUGAGGACACUUGGAGUUGGAGGAUUGACACGAAAGGAAAAUAUACUACAAGAUUAGCAUAUGAACAGCUCACAAGAAAAGAAGAUACUAGUUUGUUGGAACACAAAAAGCUAUGGGAAGCACAGGUCCCAUCAAAAGUGAGUGCAUUCUCUUGGCAAUUACUUCUUGAUAGACUUCCUACUAAGUCUACUCCUAUCACCAUCUCAUUUCUCUUUCUGUCUUUAAGCCAACCAAUUGAGUCCUCCUCCUCUUAUCAUUUUCCAUGCUCUCAGACAGCUGCCUGAAUCUCUUCUUCUACCUCUCUUCAACUUCUUCAAGCCAUGUUGUUUCCUUUUCAUCUUCUCGCUUCCCUGAUUGCCUUUUUCCUUGCAAACUUUGUAUUUGCAUCCUCAUUGCCAAAUAACGAAUGUAUAUUUUCUUCUAUGUAACUUAGUUUCUUCAGUUUUUUUUUUUUUUUUUGUACUUUUUUUAAAUGAUGAUUAUGUAUAGGUUGAAUGUUAAUUUUGAUCCUUCAAUUUCAGGAUUUUACAUAAUUUUCAUCUCUUAGUUUUUUUAUGUACUUUUUUUGGGUUUUCAACUAUAAAAAAUGUAUUUUUAA
Rubroshorea leprosula is the source of this 2746-nucleotide messenger RNA. The record is from the annotation of a GenBank genome assembly. NCBI's taxonomy places the organism in Eukaryota, Viridiplantae, Streptophyta, Magnoliopsida, Malvales, Dipterocarpaceae.